Messenger RNA from Hemicordylus capensis (graceful crag lizard), 2451 nucleotides. It is a transcript of the gene TTC12, whose product is annotated as tetratricopeptide repeat domain 12. The coding region runs from base 223 to 2349 and encodes 708 amino acids. NCBI's taxonomy places the organism in Eukaryota, Metazoa, Chordata, Lepidosauria, Squamata, Cordylidae. The transcript is spliced from 22 exons. Gene Ontology annotation, molecular function: protein binding. The record is from RefSeq and is a predicted model, not a curated record.
UUGCCAUGGAGACCGCCGGGACGCGGCGCGGCCUGUAGCCGGAACAGGGAAGCGCCGGGGCGGGACCCUUCCUGAAUCGCCACCCCCGCGGCGGUACGGGCCUCCCUCGCCUGCCCUCCACCCCUCCUCGGUGCUCUUGCCUCCGGUCUGCCCUCCUCCAGCGCUGCUCCUUUGCCAAGUCCGAGCGGUCCCUGCCCCGAGGGAGAUUUUCUCUGGGUCAAGAUGUCAAAGGAGCAAGAAGAACGGGAUUUGCAGAAGUUCCUCUGCGAUGUGGAUGACAUUACUAACUUGAUUCAAGGCUUGAAUUCUGCAGAUCCUGCUAUCCAGGAAAAAGCCAUCACAGAUACAGAGAAAAGACUCAGCUCCACAACGGUCAAAAAUGAGAACAAAUGCAAGACCAAGGUAGACAGAACACUCAUCAACACACGGAGUAUGGGCUUGCCAGAUCAGGAGGAAAUGAUGAAUCCAGAGAAUUUCUUGGCUGCUGUAGAAAAGGAUGCCCAAGAGCGAGCAAAGCGAAGGAAGGAAAAUGAAGCCUUAGCAAAUGCACUGAAAGAAAUGGGGAACGACGCUUUCGGCAAAGGGGACUAUGCACUGGCCAUCCAGAAGUACACAGAGGGCCUGAAGAAGCAGAAAGACAUGCAGGUGCUGUACACCAACAGAGCCCAGGCCUACAUCAAGCUGCAGGAGUAUGAAAAAGCCAUCAGUGACUGCGAUUGGGCUCUGAGGUGUGAUGAAAAAUGCAUCAAAGCCCUCUUCCAUAUGGGGAAAUCAUACUUGGCCCUGAAGCAGUACAGUCAGUCCAGAGAGUGCUACCAGAAAAUUUUAGAAGCUGAUCCCCAUAAAGAGAAGCUGUGCAAAGAUUGCAUCAAUGAAAUAGACUUGGACGAAAAAAGACAAUGUGAGGAGGAAAGAGCCAUGGAGGAGUUGGAAGCCGGAAGGCAAACGGCUGUGUCUGUGAACCAGUUGCUUCAGAAACUCAACAGGCCUGAUGAGAACAUCCUCUACUACGCAGGUGGGAUCCAGCUUUUGACAGGUGUCAUACGAGACUGCACGGAGCAAACCUUAUUUAGGACAAACAAUGGAUUCAGUAUCAUCAAUGACAACGAGGUCGUGCGACGUGUCUUCUGCACUAUGGCAAAAUCUCCGGCCGAAGUGGAAUUCUCCAUUUCUCUCCUCCUCCUGUGGCAAGCAGUCUGCAAAGGGAAUGAGGAGAACCAGCGCCUGCUUCUCACCCACCCUGAUGUCAACGUGCAGCUUCCCGCUCUGUUGCUUUCCGAGUUUCCUGCAAUCCAGGAGCAGUGCUUGGCCCUGCUGUCUCUCUAUGUGCAGACCGAGAAUGGGAGGCGCCUGCUGGUGCGACACCUGGACCUCACCAAGUGGCUGCAGACCUUGAUGUCCUUCAUCAGUGUCUUUGACCGCAGGGCUAGCUGUGCCAUGGACCUGCUGACCAGCUUAAUCGUGGAGGACAAGUUCAGAAUCCAGUGCCGCAUCAAACUCUCCACGGAGGUGUUGCCACUAUUCACACAGUUGCUGAGUUCUGUCAAGACGGUGAACCGGCCGGCCCUCACACAGUGCAUCGCCGCCAUGGGAGACCUUUGCUCUGACCUGGUCAUCCGGAUGCAGAUGGCUGAAAGCCCGGAAUGCUGGCAGGCCUGCCUGAGCCUGGCGGAUGAAUGCUGGCCUGGAGACAAUAUCACCAGAUAUCCCGAGUGCCUCUAUGCAGUACUGGGCUUCAUGAUGAACCUCUCCCUGGAACCCAAUUUGACCAUUCAGGAGCUUGCAGAAGGAAUCUCUAGCAAAUCCUUGUCCCUCCUGGGCAAUAAAGAUGGAAGAAUCGUGACACGAGCAGUUGGGCUUUUAAGCCACAUCCUUCCGGCGAGUCCGGUGGCAGUGGAAGAGGCCGUGAAGCAAGGCGUGGUGAAGAAAAUGAUCCAGUUUCUGAAGGCAGGUGGGCAGACCACCUCUGUCUAUGCGAUGAAGACGCUCGCGGUUUGCACCAGAAGCAGCCAGCAGGCCCAGGAGCAGGUGGUGAAGCUGGAUGGCAAAUGUAAAAUGCUACUGAAACUCCUACGCUCAGAGAACGAGGUGGUGGCAGGAAAUGCUGCUUUCUGCCUUAGGAAAUGCCUUGAGGUGCCUGGAACUGCCACCAAUUUGCUAGAAACGGACGUUGUGAGGAUUCUGCUGAGACUCGCCAGCAGGGAUUCCCAGAAGACCAUGGUGCAAGAGAAUGCAGCAGUUGCUUUAGGGAAGCUCUGUUCAACUGAUGCCAGGCACACCAGUCGGUUGCGGGAGCUGAACGGGAUGGCAGUCCUCAAGGACUCGGUGAAGCAUGUGCAAGGAGUUUAGAGCCUUUCGGAAAUUGCCCUAAAGCCUGUUUACUGCAUCUGCUGUAUCUCUGCUCGGGAACGAACCUUUCUUUUUGUAAUAAAGAGAACUGAUGGAAACACA